UGGAUUAACAAAUAGACUCUACUUCUAGAUCUAAAAAUGAUAGAAAUGGAUACUUUUUUUUUUCGAAAAAGCAUCUACAAAAAGGAAUAAAUAUACAUAAAAAAAGGUAGAUCUAGAUCUAGUUACUAGAUUCUAGUAAUGGAGUCCCCACGAUGACCUGUUAACCACUGUCAAAAAAACGUAGCCUACUCAAACUCUAUGACCACAUCACAGUAGGUCCUCAGGGCUCGCAAAGACCUUCUUUUGGGGAACAAUUGCAGGGGAAAAAAAAGAAGAGGAAGCAAUGGUAAGGCGACAUCAAUUAUCAAAUGAUGGACAUAUGCCUGUCCAGGUUGACAGAUCUUGUGUGGUGCCCCAUGGUUUAACAGACUAAGAGAAAGGUGCUGAUGGACAGAGUAUCAAGAUCACAAACCUACAGUCUGACACUUUCUGUUCAGAAGGUCUGGUGGCUUCCAACAAUAUAUUACUUAUUGAAGGGGAAGCUGAUUUGAAUGGAGAUGCACAACUUUCCAGAUACAUUAUGAUUGACCAAUAUUUCAGUUCAGAUAGCACAAAAGCACUUUCUGUGUGUGCAAUGGAAACUAAAACUCCCAUUGAUAACCCAUCAUGUUCCUACACUACUACUGAAAAAGACAAUAUCUAUAGAUUUUUUGUCAAACUUCCUGCUACACCCACACUCAGCCAAGGAAAGAUCAGUGCUUACUUGUUGUAUAAAAAUGCUACAAAAAUUGCUGCAGAAAUAAAUCUGCCUGGCAUAUAUAAUCCAGAUUCAACAAAUGUCAACUUAAAAAUCAAUGACAAAACAGCCAAUGAUAAAGAAAUAAUCACUCUUGACAGUAAUGUUAUAAAACUUGAGGCUGCCUGCAAUGGCUCUCUUAAGCCCUGCAAACUGCAGCUUGAGUUCAAUGACACAGCUUCCAAAGUGGAGGACCAGAGUAUUCUGAAAUAUGAAAAGAGACAUCAAGCCCAGAGUGCUGUUUUAGUGACUCUUACUGUGACUGUAUGUCAUGAAGAUGUAUAUAAGAAGAAAUAUACCUGUGAGAUACUCUUGGGUAUGCCAGGUUCUGACAACGGCAGUGAUGAUUACAUUAAAAUAAUAAUACCUGUGAUAUGUGGCAUCAUCCUGACACUUGCCAUAAUCAUACUUGUUGCAUUUUUCUAUAAGAAGAAAACUAGAAAGUGUGGAUCUAAUAAGGAGGAUUUAGAGAAAGAUGAGAAAGAUAAUCUCACAGAAAAUGAUCCUUCCAAUGUACAAAUUCGAGUUGCACCAUUGACCAAGAAACAGCAAGGGCAACAUGAGUCAUUGUAUCAUUGCGAGGGAAAAGUAACUGCAGGAAUACGAACAUAUGAGAAUUCAGUUAAUGAGACUCUCAGAAGUGAAAAACAGCCUAAGGCGUUUGCAAAAAAAAAAAAGCAGGUUGAAAAAUAUGAGUCGAAAAACAAGGAAGAAUCAGUUCCGAUGAUUUCUUCAAACAGUGAGAAACAAACAGGCCAAGAUGAGAAAGAUAAUCUCACAGAAAAUGAUCUUUCCAAUGUAAAAAUGCAAGUUGCAUCAAUGACCAAGACAGUGCAAUCAGGAUCAUUGGAAGAUUGCUUGGGAAAAGUAACUGCAGGAAUACAAACAUUUGAAAAUAAAAUGGCGCCUUUGUCAUCUCCUGAGCCAUUGGAUGAUCCUAGUUUUCCUGUAAAUAGUGAAGCAAGAGAGUAUGCUGACUUUGACAACCAGUUUAAUAAUGAUAAGACUGAUGAAUCAGACUCUGGAGGCUCGAUGGAAUCAUAUGAUGAAGAAAAGGAGACAACUUUCUGUGAUGCUAACAGCAGAGUACUGGAUCUCAUAGAUGAUGGUAAUGACAGCAGCAAAGGUCCUGCUGAUGAAUUCAGUGAAUGUUUGAGAGAGCUUCCAAAUGGUGAAGCACCUCCUGUUGGAUAUAGUGAAAAUGCUGUCAAAGAUUACCUAAAGGAACCUGAUUCUCCCCUCCAUGAUUGUUUGACAGAAAUGCAAUAUUCUUCUGAUAGCUUAAAGGAAAUAGCAGAAACUAAGGAAUUAAACCAUAAAGUUAUACAACAAACAACGAAAGAUACAGAUGUGCAGAAACUGCUUCCAACUGCCACCAACUCAGAGGAUACAGGCUGUAUCGAGGUCUAAAAGAUUAUGGACAGAAAAAAAAAAAAGGAAGACACUGGUGAUGACAUGAAAUUCUAAGGGCAGAUAAAUCAUAAGCAUGAAAAGAAGGAACACAUUCUUGUUGUAAUUAUAAUUAUCCUGUGAAAACUUUGCAUCUUUUUUUUUGUGGUUCAUUUUCUACAAUUAACAUGAUGUGUUUCCUUUUUUAGAACAACAAUUAUUUUGAAGAAAAAAUAAUUAAACAUGCUAGUUUUGGGGCAGAAAAUAUUCAAAAUAACAAUGUUGAGCUGCAGGCUCUAAGUGUAUGAUCCAUUUUAUGUUACAACAGCAAAUAUAUAGGCUGUUCUGAUGACUCUUAAAAAGCCUGACGGAUUAAAAGUUCUAAUCCCCAUUGAAGCCAGCUGGGAUUCUCAACUUGAUUUUUAGGACGCCCAACUCACAUUAAUUGAGAAAUGCAAAUGUGAUUGGCGGAUGUUGUUCUGAUCACAUACCAUCAUUAAUAAUGGUCUUCUUUAGAAACAAGUCAGCAUCAGCACCCUUUGGGCAUGGAGAGGGAGAGGUUAUAUAUGAUUGAGAAUAAAUAACAUUGAUGCACUUUAAAAGUUCACUUUUGUGGACUUUAUGUUGUGUUAUGUCAUUGUAUUUGAUAUUGAUAUUUGGGUCAGUCAAGUGUCUUGUACAUGUGCACUUGCUCAUUUUAUUUCAUUUUUGUUAUCAUUAAUUGCUCACUAUUACUGUGCUUAUAUAUACGCAUCUUGUCACUUGAUAGUCCUAUUAGUCUAUCCCUGCCCAGUAGUUGUGACUAUUAUUGUAUACAACUAUUAGCAUUAUUCUGUUAUACAUCUUUACAAUGCUGCCAUAUUCUUUUAUUUCUUCAAAUGUUUCUGUUGUGCUUUGUUUACAAUGGUUGAGUGGUAAAGCAUCUGAACGGAGGAAUUCCUGGGUUCAAAUCCUGGUGAAGACUGGAUUCCACCUAGCUCUAAUGGGUACCUAAUAUUAGUAAAAAGUAGAGGCUGUUGGUGCUGGCCACAUUUUGUUAAGUUUUUUGUUUUAUUUUACUUGUAUAAUAUAAAAUACCAUUUAUUCAAAGCCAUACUUAUUUAACCUAAUAAUGAACAACUUAUACAAAAUAUAUAAAAUAUUCUAAACAUUUUACAGCCAAAUAUUUAUUAAAAGUUUUUUAAUGUCUUCAAACAUACAUCAACAAUUUUUACUUCCAUGGACACACAGAGUUGAAAUAAAAAAUGCUUAUAACUAUUCCAAAACGCUUUAUGGAAGUGAAAUAUUUACAACCGCAUCAAUGUGACCAAUUGAUUUACAUUAUAAUCAUGCUAUAACUGAUCAUUGUUUGUUUUUGCUUUUAUAUUUUCAUUGGAGUGUCUAGCUAGAGCAAAAUGCUUUUUUUUUU
Molecule: messenger RNA, 3533 nt
Organism: Biomphalaria glabrata
Lineage: Eukaryota; Metazoa; Mollusca; Gastropoda; Planorbidae
Exons: 20
Coding region: 521-2146 (541 amino acids)
Source: RefSeq, a predicted model, not a curated record